Messenger RNA from Zasmidium cellare ATCC 36951, 1077 nucleotides. RefSeq lists its product as uncharacterized. The record is from RefSeq and is a predicted model, not a curated record. NCBI's taxonomy places the organism in Eukaryota, Fungi, Ascomycota, Dothideomycetes, Mycosphaerellales, Mycosphaerellaceae. The transcript has a single exon. Bases 1 to 1077 code for a protein of 358 amino acids.
AUGGCUGGCAGAAUCCUGAAAUUCAACUUCAUGGGCGAUGUCAUGCUCGGACGACUGAUCGACCAGCUAUUUCCAGACCACGUUGAUGAGCCAGAAGAAGCUGCAAUUGUUCGGUCCUUUCAACAUUCCAAUCCAAAGCUCGCUAGCUACGGGCCAAAAUCACCAUGGGGCGAUACCUUGACCGUGCUGGAGUCGAGCGACCUCAAUUUCAUCAAUCUGGAGACGGCGGUGACCACUCAUGCUCAGAAGUGGCCUGACAAGGUCUUCAACUACCGUAUGCAUCCAGCAAACAUUCAAGCCUUGACAACAGCAAGGAUCCACUACGCAGGUCUCGCCAACAACCACACCCUCGAUUUCUCCCAAGAAGGCCUGCGAGAAACCGUUCAAACCGUUCGAAGAGCAGGCAUAGCUUUCGCUGGAGCGGGUGAUGACGAAGCAGGGGCAAGAAGACCUGCCAUACUAUCCCCCGCAGGUUCUGACCAUCAAAUCUGCAUUUGGGCCGGCUCCGACCAUCCUCGCGACUGGAAGACCGUCCCAGCAUUCCACUCGAUCGACUACUCCCAGAAAACCAAAGAGCGCCUCAGAGAACUCAUCCAAAGCACCGCGCCCACCAACCCAGCCUUGAAGAUCUGGUCAUGCCACUGGGGCCCAAACUACGCAUGGCAGCCCGCACAGCAGAUCCAGGAUCUCGCGCACUUCAUGAUCGACGAGUGUGGCAUCGACAUCGUGCACGGCCACUCCUCGCAUCACGUCCAGGGCGUGGAAGUCUACCGGGGCAAGCUGAUCAUCUAUGGCUGCGGCGACUUUGUGGAUGACUACGCGCUGGUGGAGGAGUAUCGGAAUGAUUUGAGUGGGAUUUGGCAGGUUCAUGUGGAAGAGCUGGGGGAGGAGUUGAGAGUGAAGAGGCUUGAGUUCUACCCGACCAAGAUUGAUCGGUUUAUGGCGAGGAGGCUGGAUCCUGGGGAGGCUGAUUCGGCGUGGGUGAGGGAGAAGAUUGUUCAGUUGAGCGCGGGGCUUGGGACGAGGGCGAUUGAUGAUGAUGAUGUUGAGGGACGGGUUGUUGUUGAUGUUGUCUAG